This is a messenger RNA of Hansenula ciferrii, 1374 nucleotides long. RefSeq names its product NuA4 histone acetyltransferase complex catalytic subunit ESA1 (gene ESA1). The transcript has a single exon. Bases 1 to 1374 code for a protein of 457 amino acids. Lineage: Eukaryota; Fungi; Ascomycota; Saccharomycetes; Phaffomycetales; Wickerhamomycetaceae. Gene Ontology annotation, biological process: regulation of DNA-templated transcription. The record is from RefSeq and is a predicted model, not a curated record. Gene Ontology annotation, molecular function: histone acetyltransferase activity.
AUGGGAUCCACGACUACAGCUGACAAGGAAGAAACACCGGCUGAACAACAAGGGGAAGUCAAAAUUUGCACAGCUGAAGAAUUAGUACUUGGUUGUAAAGUUUAUGCUGAAAAGGAAGGUGAACAUAGAUUGGCAGAAUUGUUAUCGAUCCAUGUGAAGAAGGGAAGAAAAGUGUUUUAUGUGCAUUACGUUGAGUUCAAUAAGCGUUUAGAUGAAUGGAUAGAGCUCGAUAGAAUAGACUUCACGCGUCCUGUUACUUUCCCUAAACCUGAAGCACCAAAAAAGGAUAAUAAAUCAACAAAGAAACAAACACAAAGUAAGAAUAAGAAGAAGAAGAAAGAUGGGAAAGAAACAUCUGCUACUCCAUCUGGAGCUACUCCAGCUGCACAAGGUGAUGAUGUUAUGGAUUUAGAUAAUUUGAAUGUUCAAGGUAUAAGGACUGAAGAGAUUUCAAGAGAAGAUGAAAUUGAAAAAUUAAGAACAAGUGGAUCUAUGGCUCAAAAUUCAGGUGAAGUUGCAAAAUUUCGUAAUUUAUCAAAAGUCAUUAUGGGGAAUCAUGAAAUCGAACCAUGGUAUUUCUCACCAUAUCCAGUUGAACUUACAGAGGAAGAUGUGAUUUAUAUUGAUGAUUUUACACUACAAUUUUUUGGAUCUAAGAAGCAAUUUGAAAGAUUUAGAUCUAAAUGUACAUUAAGACAUCCACCAGGAAAUGAAAUUUAUAGAGAUGAUUAUGUUUCAUUUUUUGAAAUUGAUGGAAGAAAACAAAGAACUUGGUGUCGUAAUGUUUGUUUAUUUUCAAAAUUAUUUUUGGAUCAUAAAACGUUAUAUUAUGAUGUUGAUCCAUUCUUGUUUUAUUGUAUGACUAGAAGAGAUGAACAAGGUCAUCAUUUAGUUGGAUAUUUCUCUAAAGAAAAAGAAUCAGCAGAAGGUUACAAUUUAGCUUGUAUUUUAACAUUACCUCAAUAUCAACGUAUGGGUUAUGGUAGAUUAUUAAUUGAAUUUUCUUAUGAAUUAUCUAAAAAAGAAGGUAAAGUUGGUUCACCAGAAAAACCAUUAUCAGAUUUAGGUUUAUUAUCAUAUAGAGCUUAUUGGGCAGAUACAAUUAUUAAAUUAUUAAUUGAAAAUGAUAGUGAUUAUGUUACAAUUGAUGAAAUUAGUGCAAGGACAUCAAUGACAACUACAGAUAUUCUUCAUACAGCUCAAACUCUUUCAAUGUUGAAAUAUUUUAAAGGUCAACAUGUUAUUUAUUUAAGUGAUCAAAUUGUUGAACAAUAUGAAAAAACUGAAAAAAAGAAGAGACGUUCAAUUAAUCCUGAACUAUUAAUUUGGAAACCACCUGUAUUUACAGCUGCUCAAUUAAGAUUUGGUUGGUGA